This is a messenger RNA of Marchantia polymorpha subsp. ruderalis, 3280 nucleotides long. The record is from the annotation of a GenBank genome assembly. Lineage: Eukaryota; Viridiplantae; Streptophyta; Marchantiopsida; Marchantiales; Marchantiaceae.
CGAAGUGAAUCAAGACGAUGGAAUGGCGGAAUUGGAAUUCCGAGCAGCGAGCGGAGACUCGUGGCCGAAGGAAGAAGGGACGCUCUCUCGGGGAGAAGCAAUUCGACUUUCCGGACGUCUGAAUCGUGUGAGUGCCAGCGGCCGAGAAUGAUCUCGUGUAGACUUCUGGCUUGUCAGGAUUCGAAGUCGAGCAAGUGUUCUUGUGAUGGAUUCGGUGCCUCCUCCUUCUUUAAGCGUCGUCGAACAAUGCGUCGAAGAGAGUGAUUGGAAUGGAGCGAUUGCUCAGACAAAAAGGAAAUCAGCGUUUGUUUGGAUGCAAGCGUCACCGUGGGUACCAUUUAGUGGAAUGCGGGGAAUUAAGGUUGUCGUAAUGGAUUUUCUGCAACCGCUUGUAUGGCGUUUGAUGUCCAUAUGCGUGCUCUGCCACCUUUUUUGCAUCCACCGAUCAUUUUAAGCGUCUGCUGAAAUAUCUCCUGUUCCAUAUCGUGCAAAAGAGAGAUGUGGACCUCUGUGUAGAGACAAAUUUGUAUAUGUUCGAACUGGAUACAAGAGAAAGAUGGCGAUUCUGACUCAUUUCUGCUUUGUAACAAAUCGCCUCUGUGCACAUGCUAGACUCACACAUGUCCAUAAUCCCCGUGCAGCUUCAUCCGCGCUGCAACAUCAGCUGCGCUUAUUUGAAGCCAGAUAUGGAGACAAUGUGGGCGUCCGUAGAUUCAACCCUUUCAUUAGGCCGCAAAACACUACUUGCUCCAGAACCGUCAGCCCGGCCCACCGCGCUCGUCUGACUCAACGGCGGCACAAAUUGAAAGCGCUGGAUCCCAUGCAAUCGGAAAGUUUUCUUGUUUUGAAUUUUGAAUCGUGACGUUAAAGUCAAAGCUCACCCUUUAGUUUUGGCUGUCAACGGUUCCCUAACCUGAAAGCAACAAUGUGGAGCAGCAAAUAGAAUCCACCGAACGGCAGGGAAAACCUCAACAGUAUGUCAGUCUUCCACGAACUCCCCUUCGGAUGAGGCCUCGAUUUUGGUUCCCUGGGCCUGAACAACUUGACCCCCCAGUCUUCUUGAUGGAGUUGUGACUGAAAGCUGGAACGUCAUAACUGAGAUUACUCAUCCUUUCGAACUGCACUCUGAGGUUUUUCUCUCCACCGACAGGGAUUGAAGUGGCUGAGGUUGUUGGGUUAAGAACGAUGUGAUAGUAUGUUGCAAACUACCUCAUUUCCGGCAAAUAACUGAUGGCCGACAGGGGGCACGUUUGUGACCACCCAUCUAUAAUGCAACCAACGGAUCCAAUUAACAAGGAUGCCCAGAUUUCAGAUGGGUCAUUGGCGCUGGUUACUCCCCUACCUCGGCGCGAAUUGACGCUAAUAUGGAUCAUACACUGCAGUCAAGGGUUUCAAACGACCAUGUUGUUCCCGAUGCUGGUUUUCAUGGUGGAAGCCUAUGGAGUUGCAGGGGAGCAAGGUCAUGAUCUGGGAUACUACGCCGGCCUUUUGGCUUCACUCUUCCCACUGGCGCAGUUUUGCUCUUCCAUGGUAUGGGGAAUAAUUUCAGACAGAACAGGCCGCAGGGUGUGGGUAGCGUUCGGGAAUGCAGUGAGCGCACUCUCUUCGCUGCUUUUGGGCCUCAGCCGAACAUACCGUUGCGCCUGCAUGGUGCGCUUUCUGGGCGGGCUGCUCAAUGGUUCCAUGACCAUCACCAAAUCCACGAUGGCAGAACUUUGUGAUGGAACAAACCAGGCUAAAGGCUACGGAAUUCUCAAUCUAGCAUGGGGAAUCGGAGCCAUAGGAGGACCGAUAGUAUCUGGCGUGUUGGCACAACCGUGUAUACAGUACGCAUCUCCAAACUGUCCACAGUUCCUGCAGACACACCCGUUCUUUCUUCCCUGUGUGAGUGCAACACUUUUCUCAUCAAUAGGGGUCAUUGCUGCCAUUCACCUCAAAGAGACAAACAAGCGUGUUAGGAACAAGAACACAACUUACAAGAAGAUUCCUCCACAAAAACUUGUGGUCAAUCCAGGAGACACGUCUAUCCAGCGGCAAAAGCCAGCUGAUGGGGAAACCCAGUUCAGAGAGAUGAGACACUUCAAGUCAUCAAGAUAUGAUGAGCACAUGAUGGACAUCAACCUUGAUGAGUGCUCAAGCAACAACACAACAGAGCAGAAGUUGAUCGUCCUCAUAUCGCCAAUAGAGGAGUCGAGGAAAGAAGAAUUUGGGAAAUCUGCGGCUGCUGUUCCCCUCAGCACUCUUCCAGCAGAACCGGUCGAGGAAGAACCUCCACAGCCUCCACAACCCCAAAACAAGCCUUCUUCGUCUACAUUGGAUCUCCUGAGAGAUCGAGAUGUACUCUUGUCAUCCUUUUGUUAUUCUAUGACCGGAUUGGUGUUUAUCAUUACCGAUGAACUAUUUCCAUUAUUCGGAGCAUCAUCCCAAGUUGAAGGUGGCCUAGGAUUCAGCUCCUCCAAAUUAGGAAUAGUUCUAGGCGAAGCAGGUUUGGCAUUGUGUCUCUACACCCUCAUUCUGUACCCCGUAGUUGCAAAACGCUGGGGACCUCUGUUCUGUUUUCGGUAUGGAAUACUAGGCUCGAUCUUAUGUUGGAUCUUAUUUCCGACAUGCUCGGUGCUGUCUGAAACCCCGACCCUGCAAUGGAUUCUACUCAUGUUUACAAUGGCUGUACGAAGCGCCGUGGCUUGCACAGCAUUCACGGGGGUCCUGAUCCUUGUGACAAAUUCUGCUUCGUCUGACAACGUUGGGGCGGUGACAGGACUGAGCCACAGCUUUUGUAGCUUCUUCCGUGCCAUCGGUCCAGCCAUUGGAGGUGUGAUUUGGUCUUUCUCUUCAACGAAGAAUUUCCCGUUUCACGAGUUCUUGGCGUGGCAGUUUGUAGUUCUUUUGUCUCUCUGUACGUUUGGCUUAUCAUACACUCUUCCCAAAACACUAGUCCGCCCAAAGGUAAAUAGGUGAAAUCUUCUGCAUUCACAGAGAGUUCUGUAAAACUAUAAAUGGAUUAAUAGAGUCUAGAGCCCAUUCACAUUCUUGCUUCUCUAGGAUGCUGUUAGCCAAUAAUAUACGCUGACUUGACCUCAGAUGGUUGACAACUAGGGAUGAAUGUCCAUGCUCAGUGCUAUUUCAUUUGUCUUCCAGAGAAUGUUAGAAUUUACCUUGUACACUCGAACAUGAUCAGUCGGAGGCUUGUACUCAGAUUAUAUCUAGCCACCAAAACUCUGAAUUGGAUGGCAUCUAGUGAUCCCAUCAUCAGAAGAGGAUCCUCCAUCAUGCUGUUCAA